AUGCGGAAUCCACUAUCCUUACACUCGGGUUUGGGUUCUCUCCUCUUCCUCAGCCUUGUUCCUGUUGCACUAUCACUACCUACCGGUCCCAAUUAUGGAUGGUCACCCUACGGCUUCCAGAGCCGAACCCCCAACCAGUGGCCACCGUCUAGCCUCCAGAGUGUCGUAACUCAACAAGGUCCGAAUGUCCCUCAACAUGGGUUGCCUCAACAGCAUUUGUCGUCCUUCGGGAACGCCCCACAACUCGCGCAAAAUCCUCCAGGAUUCAGUUCAACAUCUCGCAUUCUUCCUGACAACGAAUGGGGCCGUUUUGCCUUGGAUUCUGCAUUGCAAGGCCCUCCUCGAAGAGAAUCGCUAAUCCCUCCACCUCUUCCACCAUCUCAUGCCGGUUGGUACCCUUCAUCUUCCGAAGCGCGUGGAUUCCUCGAACCCGGACCGAGCUACAACCACGCGGUUGAGCUCAGACAAAAUGCAGGAGCUUUACAGAGACAGGAUGAACCUGAUGUUCCACCCCACGGUAGUGCAGCAACUGCAAUGCACAACCGAGUCUCCAAGAAGCGAGCUUCGAGCUCGCUCAAAAUCUACACAACCCCUGACGAAGUCAAUGAGUACGCCAAGAUUAUGCAAAAAAAAGUGCAGGAACCCAAAUCUCUCAAUAGCUUCCAUUACAGUGCCUCUCCGUUGAAAUAUGUGGCGCCCAUAGGAAAAGAUGUGGCGCCCAUAAAACAACAACGCCGCCCCACUCAAUUUCGGGAGGUCAAGAACCCUACAAUAUUCAACGAUAUCAACACAAAAAUAUUCGGCGGAAAACUAGAGAAAGUUGAUGUUUCAGAAUUGGAUCCUCGUAUUUGGACGGACGAGAAGAGGGCAGUCCAUCAGCCUAGCCGCGUACUCCCUUACGUUACCCUUAAGUCGCAAGGAUUGGAGGGAGGAGCAGAUGGUAUUGAUAAGGUCCGGAUGACCGUUCACAGGUUGAGGUUGCAAAGAAAGAAGGCAACGGGAAACAAACUGUCUGGUAAGACGCUCUACAACUUCUGGGGCUUUCUUGAACAUGAACAGUUAGACCUUCGAAAGACCGUCGUGCACUACGGCAUGGGCUAUGUAAAACCCACACACUUUGAAGCAGUGGACAAGCACAUAGAGGCGAUAACCCAGGAAGCCGUAGCUGCUGCGCACGUUCACUAG
This is a messenger RNA of Ustilago hordei, 1185 nucleotides long. RefSeq lists its product as uncharacterized. Lineage: Eukaryota; Fungi; Basidiomycota; Ustilaginomycetes; Ustilaginales; Ustilaginaceae. The coding region runs from base 1 to 1185 and encodes 394 amino acids. The record is from RefSeq and is a predicted model, not a curated record. The transcript has a single exon.